AUGGGCCUGAUGUGGUUUUUUGUUAAUUUAAAUGUUGCGACUCUGUUCAGUGUAUUGGUGUCGGCUGUCGAGGCCCAAUCGUCUACAUCAUCACAAUGUAUCCCGUCUCCGAUCGCCAUUGCCAUUCAAAACGUGACGGUAGCAAAUCAGCCAAAUGGUGCUAUUGUGAGAGGCCUAAAUAUUGGCGUGGGAACACCUCCACAGAAGAUAGCGUUCAUGCCUGGGUACUUCGACUCGAAAUUUCUGGCGGCAUCGCGAUUUGCUAACUUCUGGGGCAGAUUUUUUAACAAUUCGUUCGCAUACACCAACAACGAUGCUUGCAUCGUCGUUGGUAGUCAAUAUUCAGGCAAUGGAUGUAUUACAACAAGAGGGGGAGCAUAUGAGGCGAGUCAAUCCACCUCGAAUGAGCCUGGAAAUACCAGUAACUUUUCCCCUGACUCACCACGGCCAUCCCCCUCGCCCGUCGUUGAUACAUUCGCCCUGAAUAACAACACUUCCUUGUCCAACUACACAUUCGGUGUGAGCCAAGACGAUCUCGGCUACCAGCUCUAUAACCCACAGGCUUCUCUGGGGUUAGAUCGAAACUCAACGUUUCUACGAGCUCUUAAGGAUGCUGGUAAAAUUGGAUCCAGGUCAUGGUCAUUUUUCUGGGGCUUGACAGCACCGAAUAAUUCAUUAGAUGGUCAUAUUAUUGUUGGUGGAUAUGAUAAAGAAAAGAUAACAGGCAACGCUGCAAAUUACACUGGGACCAUCGAUUACGCCGCCAGUUCGGCCUGCCUGUCAGGCAUGGUCGUUGAUAUCACUAACAUAACCAUCUUAGACUUGAAUGGCACAGUGAACAGCCUGUUAUCGAACUCGAAUACAAUCCCGGCAUGUCUUCGUCCCGACUGGCCCGGCGCUCUUAAUCUCCCCUGGGAUCCUUUGUUCAAUAAAUUUGCCGAGUUAACCAAUUAUAAUUCAGCUCUUCUGGAUCUAGCAAAUAAUACAGUACGGGCCUUCGGGUCUAAUUAUUAUGACAUGAGAUACCUGUCAACCGAUAUUCCAUUUGGGGGUGACUUGGAGAUUACACUUGAAGGAGGACUUGCAAUCCGCAUCCCAAACGAUCAACUAGUGGUUCCAGAUCAAUAUCUUGACCAGAAUGGUAUUUGGCAGGACAACAGCACCGGUCCGGACCUUCUUAUCAAUGUUGAAACUGGUUCAUACCAGUUGACCUCGCUCAAUCGGUACUUCUUCUCCGCCGCCUACCUGGCAGUAAACCAGGAUGCGGGACAGUUCACCCUAUGGAAGGCGCACACCACGCCUAAUCAGAAUCUCGUCGGCCUCGAUGAAAAAAACCAAGUCGCGUCUGCGUUCUGUAGUCCUACUCCGUCUUCUAUUGCAUCUUCGUCAACACUCGCGCCUUCGCCGCAACCGAACGGCCUCUCCGGCGGCAGCAUUGCCGGAAUUGUUGUUGGUGUAAUAGGCGGUGUAGCCCUCGUCAGUGGUACCGGAUUUUUGUUCCUUCGAUAUCAGAAGAAGAAUAAGAUAAAGAAACAGCAACAUACACGGCAAGUAGCAGAUCCCUCCAGAGAAGAUAAAUCGACAACACAAACCCUCACGGAGGGUUACAAUCACCCUCAACACUAUGAAAUGCCCGUUGGAGAGCCACCAAAUAUUGCACAAUUUGAACUGGAUGCUUCACCUUCCGCAAACCGCUGA
Talaromyces amestolkiae is the source of this 1698-nucleotide messenger RNA. RefSeq lists its product as uncharacterized. The record is from RefSeq and is a predicted model, not a curated record. The transcript is spliced from 2 exons. Bases 1 to 1698 code for a protein of 565 amino acids. NCBI's taxonomy places the organism in Eukaryota, Fungi, Ascomycota, Eurotiomycetes, Eurotiales, Trichocomaceae.